GUGUUAUUUCGUCAUAUUUGAAACCAUCGAAUGUUGCUUUGGGUUCAACUUAGAUUUAUCUAUGAAGUGGGAGAGGCUAAUGAUGUAUUCUUGUAACUUUUCACGUACAAUUCCUCUUUCCAUUAUGAGUUUUACAAUAUCGUUUUGCUGCAUCAAGCCAGGUGCUGUGGAAGUAUAAGAUUGGCAGGGCAUGAAGUGCUGCUCUAACUAAAGAAAAUUAACUGUAACAACUAAGUGAAAUUAUGUUGAAAAUAUUUAUUACUAUUUUUUUUUACCUUCUUCACUUGUAGAAUUUCCUCCCAAUUCUGGAAUGUUUUUAUUAAGGAAGCUUCUAACUUAAUGGGUUCUAUAUUUUUCAAUCUGCCUUGAUUUUUGGAAUAUGAAGAAUCCCGAAUGGAUGAGAAGACUCUAGAAUUGAAGAGCAAAGAUGAUAUAAUAGCGCAGAAGGAGAAAAUCAUUCAAGAAAAAUCAGAUAGUAUUGUGUCCUUGGGAAGCAAAAUAUCUUCCCUUCAGAAAAAGGGGAAACUAGACACUGCAGAGCAGGUGGGAAAGGCUCAUGCACGGGCUGGCCAACUGGAGCAUCAGGUUGACAAACUUAAAAAGGAAUUGGAAACACAACAGAGGCAGAAAGAUGCUUUGGAAGCAAAAGCCAAUAAAGCUGAAAAGAAGAUGGGUGAAUUAAACUUGAAACUAGAGAAUCUUCAAAAGGUUAUUGAUGAACAGAAGAGCAAACUCCGCAAGACAGAGCGUGCUCUUAAAGUUGCUGAGGAAGAAAUGAUGAAGGCAAAGUUUGAAGCUUCCUCAAAAACUCAAGAAUUAAGUGAGGUUCAUGGUGCAUGGCUUCCACCUUGGCUUGCUGUACAAGUAGUCCGUUGUCAGUCUUUGGUCCAGACACAUUGGGAUGAACAUGGAAAGCCUGCCAUGGAGUUGGUGGUUCAAAAGGCCCUGGAGAAAAAAGCUGAUGCCGAAAAGUGGGCCAAACCCCACAUGGAAACAAUUAAAACUAAAUGGAUCCCAGCUGUGAAGGAGCAAUGGUUGCUGAUAACAGCUCAUGUUGAACCACAUGUGCAAUCACUUACUGCAAAAAUCAUUGAAGCUUAUGAAGCCUCAAAGACUACAAUAACCCCACACAUCAUUAGAGUGCAAGAAUUUGUUGAUCCAUACUUUCAGGAAGCUAAGAAGUUCAGUAAGCCUUAUAUUGAUCAAGUGGCCACUAUGACAAAACCCCAUGUUGACAAGGUUAGGGUGGUUUUGAAGCCCUACACGAAGCAGGCAGUUCACGCUUACAGAAAAUUUUUGGAGUCUGCAACUACAUACCAUCAUCAGGUGCAAGGCACUGUACAAGAAACACUGAAUAAGCAUGAGCUGACUAAACCUCUUGCAACUAAGGAGUUGAUCUGGUUUACGGCCUCUGCCUUGUUGGCCUUACCCAUCAUCAUUUUGUCCAGAAUUUGUUCAGCUAUUUUCUGCAAAAAGGCAAAGAGACCUAAUCGAAACGCUAACACAAGCCACUCUCGUCGUAAGGCUAAACGGGGGCAUCCAGACAAGUAGAGUGCCAUGAAGUUGUGUCCUGGUUCUUUUCUUUUGGGAAAUAGUUGUGAUGGGAGUUUUGCCCCUUGCAUUUGCUCUUAGAUCUACAAAGUUCAGUCCUGGUCAGGAAUUCUGAUGCUUUUGGAGCUCCUGCAUAUUUUCUUUUCAUAGUCAUUGUGAAAAAUGUUCAGAACCAUUUUCACACCACAGAUUGAAACAUCCUGAUAAUUUUUAAGAUGUAAUACGGGUGUAAUUCUGUUAAUGUUGGUAGAGAAGAGUUGUAAUUUUUGUCUUUUUAUUUGGGUUUAUUCUUAAUUUACAGUUGAAAAAACUAUAAUGUACCCAUUGAUUAUAACGAGUGUGGAGGUAUUUCGAACCAUCACCCAUGGUUUAGUGUUGUGGAAGAGGGGAAAUAUGUUGAAGCAAAAGCAUGGAUUGAUAUCA
Hevea brasiliensis (rubber tree) is the source of this 1974-nucleotide messenger RNA. RefSeq lists its product as uncharacterized. The transcript is spliced from 14 exons. Lineage: Eukaryota; Viridiplantae; Streptophyta; Magnoliopsida; Malpighiales; Euphorbiaceae. The record is from RefSeq and is a predicted model, not a curated record. The coding region runs from base 394 to 1551 and encodes 385 amino acids.